AUGGAAUCUAAGAACAGCAUUCCUUACCUUAAGAUCCUUGUCGCUGAUGACCAGGAAGGAUACUUCAAGCUUAGGAGCGAGGUCGGUAGUGAGAAGCACAGAUAUCAGAGAUUCCGUAGAGUUGAUACUUUCGAUGGAAUUUUAUCUGAGAUCAAGAAGUACUGUAUCAGAAACGAUAACGACGACUGGAAGCGCUGCUUAGUUUGUGGUAUUUGCUGGUUGUCCGGCUGCUUGGCUGUUAAUGUUAAGCAACUUUCUAUCUUAAUUCAGAAAUCAAAAUCUAAUAUAAACGGUGUAUUUUCAAAGCUUGGUUAUAUUACAGAUAACAAGCAAGCUAACCUUCGCCGUGAUUUAAUCGAAACACUCCCAAUCUUAAGGGGCAACCAUAUUGAACAGAAAUUUUGGACAAUCCGUGUCAACCCAACAAUGACACCAGCUCCAUCCAUCAAAGCCAAGUUUGAGGAGGAUUACCUUAGCGCUACACCUCAGCCAACCCAGAAUCAGGAAUUUUCAAUUCCAGGAUCAGAUGCUAUGCUUAAUUUAUUUGAUGUCCUUGAUGUUAAGAUUAAGUCAGGAAUAGAAUGCGGUCGCGACUGCGACGAUUUCGAUUUCUACUCUGAUUCAGCUUGCUGUUUCCCAGUACAGUUCUUCUAUCCACAAACAGCAACCGACACUUUCUUUUCUUUCGCUUAA
Molecule: messenger RNA, 693 nt
Organism: Trichomonas vaginalis G3
Lineage: Eukaryota; Parabasalia; Trichomonadida; Trichomonadidae
Product: transcription-initiator DNA-binding domain ibd family
Exons: 1
Coding region: 1-693 (230 amino acids)
Source: RefSeq, a predicted model, not a curated record